Stylophora pistillata is the source of this 2404-nucleotide messenger RNA. RefSeq lists its product as uncharacterized. Lineage: Eukaryota; Metazoa; Cnidaria; Anthozoa; Scleractinia; Pocilloporidae. The record is from RefSeq and is a predicted model, not a curated record.
AUGGCGGGCAUUAUCUCUAAAGCGGAAGUGGCCGCAGCCAUAGAACAGGCGUUUGCUGAAAGAAUCGACGAAAUGGAGGAGUCAAUCGUAGACGAGACAACGAAUGAACAGAAAAUUCCAACCAUGCAGUGUUCUUUUGAACCGAAAAACAAGUAUGUUGGUGGCGUCGAAAACAUGAAUGAAUACGUUCUUUCUUACUUCGAGUCUUUGAAUCAUAUGAGUCGGAGAAUCAUCACUGAACAACGCGAAGUGAUGGCCGAACAUGGCAACAAAUGGGAUAAUUUAAGUCCCGACGAACAAGAUAAACUCUUAGAUGAACGAAUGGUUAGUCCCGGAGUGAAAAAACAUUAUUAUUUAGACGAUUCAUUUUCAACGAGAAAGCCAGAUUGGUUUCCAGUGUUGAGGUUGGCCCAUGGAAUUUCAGGGUCCGAAGAACCGAGUAAUUUUAACCCGAGAGAUAGCAUAACAUCUGUCACGGAAAUCCAUUCCAAAGAUCAAUUUUCUUCUCCAUGGUCCUGGGAAACGCGAAGCCAACAAGAUCUUCAUUUACUAGAAGAGGGAGAGCUUGAGGAACAACUAAAACAUGCAUUGGAAGCUGAUCUAGAAACACUAAGUACUGUGACUGUACCAGUAGAGGUUAAAUCAAAGAAACAGCAUGAUUCUGACACUGAAUCAAAAGACACAAGCACAAGUGGGAGUUUGCCUGGUUCAGAGCCUCUGUCUCGAAAGGAGUUUCUUCUUGAGGGUCAGAAGUAUAGCCCUGCUAGUAGCAUUCAAGGUAGUAAAGGUAGUUUGUCUUCAUCACUGCACAACGGAAGAAAAGGGAGCCUUGCAUCAACACCUCCUAAAGGAAGCAAGGCAAGUCUUAUAUCAAAUACACCACCUAAAGGAAGUAAAGGUAGACUUGCAUCAGACACACCUCCUAGAUUAAAUACAGGAAAUUUGCUGUCUGACACACCAUCAAAAGGAAGCAAGAUAAAUCUUGCAUCUGAGACAUGUUCAAAGGAAAAUAGAGGAAGUCCUUUGACGGAUACACCACCUAAAGAAAAUCAUUUGAGCAUAGCCACAGAGAUGCUGGGAAAGAGAGAUGCAAAUAAACUAAAUCUUGAGUCUGAGAUGCCACAGUCAUCAGCUGCUAGCAAAUCUUCACUCCCAAAAGAGCAGAAUGAUUCCAAAGAAGCUGCUUCAGCUAAAACAAAAGAAGUAGAUAUUGGCACAGCUACCAAUUCAAAUGACUUGUUGGCUUUUCUUGUUAAUUGGUAGCUCAGACAGCUUUUCAGCAGAUGAUGAUGUUAUUACAUUUAUGUGGCAUGCAUUUCAUGAAAAACUUUUUCAAUCCAGAAAACUUUUAAAGUAUUUUUCAAAUGCUUACAGUGUUUGUCAGAUAGAAAAAGCAUGUACUCUAAAUGUUGCUAAUUAGGCACAAGUAAAAAUGCAGUUUUAAGGACUGUUUAGUUUUGUUAUCACUGUUUAUUCCUCUGUUGUGGUUUUUGGUGAAGCUCUAGACUGAGAGAACAAGUCAAUAUUACAUGCAUUUUUUAUAUACUACAAUUGUGAUCAUAAUUAAUCAAUACAACAGUAAAUGAUUUGAGCCUAAGAGUAACAGUUGAUCAAUUAGUUUUAUUGUAAGUUCUGGAGACGGCUGUGGUCGCUAUCAGUGACUAACAUUUUGACAACCCUAGCAGAAGUCAACACCUCACUUGACUCGUGAUUACUUCCACUAUAUAAGGCUGUCAAAACGUCAGUCACUUUUAACCCUUGAGCUCUUAUGAGUCAACUAAGAGAGGCAAGAAAGGAUUUGUCCUUACAAUAUUAAUGCAAUAUCAAGCAGACAAGUAAUAAGAAUAUAGAAAACUAUCAGUUAGGGGAUUCAAUGAUUAGUUGAUCCAGUACCCAGUUAUCCAAACUAACAUCCUAAGAGGGUUUAAGAGAAAAAAAUUUGCAGAUUUUCUUAUAUUGUUUAUAUGGACCACAUCUACAUUAAGGAUAUUCAAACAGAAUGUUUGAAUAAUGUUUUUGUAAAUACUUUUUUACACCUUGGCCAUGCAUAUGAUUGCCAAAAGUUUCACCAUGUACAAGGUGUUAGGCACAAAAGAACACCAUUCAAUAUGCUAAAUACACAGUGAAAUAUUUUACUUUGGCAAAGACUUUGGGCUAUGCAUUUGCAUUUAGGCAGAAUGAGGGAGUUCUCACGGCCUCUUCACCUGCCAGCAUACCCUGCAGUGAGGGUUAGAACCUUAGAGGUUGAUCAGUCAAGGGUCACAAGACAAAGAGCUAUUGUUGGUUUAUAUUACUCUUUACUUUCUUUUUUCCUCUUCGCCUUGAACCUCUAGCAAAAAAGGUAACUUAUCUUAACAACUUUUGCACAUAUUGAAGAAGUAAUUAAAAAAUAGAUAAAAAUGCU